AUGGUCGAUAUAGAGUCUUUGGUCAGCGUAUCGUACAGCAGUCCGAAAGUUGAGAGCAUGGUCGUUGAUAUCUGUUCUCCCGGUCAAGAUGAUGUAAAUGUAUAUACUGAUCAGAUUAAAGAGUUUGUCAAAGAUUUUUAUGAAAAUGGACCUGGUUCGGUGGGCGAAAAUUUAGAUUCAGGUGUACAAAUGCUAGAGGAAUACGAUGUAAAAUUCAAUGUAUUACUGGCUGAUAAAGAUGUAAUGAAAAACACAUCAGCAUUGUUUGAAAUGCCGCAAGAAUCUUACAUGCUGCUCGACGUUGCAUACAAAGAGUACCAUUGCUUGCGCUCAAUUUACGAUUUAUAUUCACGUCAAAAAAGCGCAAGAGAUGAUUGGGCUAAAACACUGUGGUCCGAGUUAAAGCCACAGUUAUUGUUAGAAGGCAUGGAUAGUUUUAUUAAAGAGUUUAAACAAAUUUCUAAAGCAUGUCGUUCAGUGCCCAUUGCGUUGGUCUUAGAUAUGCAUAUGAAAAAAUUUAAAAAUUCCAUUCCACUAUUUAUUGAGCUAAAGAAUGAUGCAAUGAAAGAAAUGCAUUGGAAAAAGCUAAUGGAACAAACUGGUCAAUUUUUCGAUAUGAAUCCUGAAGUAUUAACGUUAGAAAAUAUUUUUAAUAUGGAUUUAGCUCGUUAUAAAGACACGUGUAUGGAAAUUGUUGCAAAUUCAGUAAAAGAACUGAGCAUUGAACGGAGUAUCAAUGACGUUGAAAAAAAUUGGGAAAUUAUGAAUUUGACUAUUAUCGAAUAUAUAAAAAAUGAUACAUUUCGAGGAAUAAUUUUGGGAGAUUUAUCUGAAGUUUUUCAAUUACUGGAAGAUAAUAUAAUGACUCUUCAAAGCAUGGCUGGUUCCCAGUUUAUUGGUCCAUUUCGAUCAGUAGUAGAUAAAUGGGAUAAAGACCUAACAUUUAUUAACAAUACCCUCAUCACAUGGAACUUAGUACAAUCAAAAUGGAUGUAUUUAGAAGAGAUAUUUCUUGAUGAUAAAUUUCGAAUACAGCUGCCCAAUGAAGCAUUAAAAUUUGAUGGACUAAAUCAAAAAUUUAAAGAUAUUAUGAAAAACACAUUAAAAAAUCCAAAAAUAAUUAUAUUAAGUAAAAUGCCGGAACUAUUUACAGAACUAACUAGUUUAUUUGAAGGACUUGAAACAUGCCAAAAAAUGCUGAAUAAAUAUUUAGAAACGAAACGAAACUCUUUUCCAAGGUUCUAUUUUUUAUCUGAUAAUGAGCUGUUAUUAGUUUUGGGUAAUACCAAUCCAAAUGGUGUACAAGAACAUAUUGUAAAGAUGUGGGAUAAUGUGGGAAGCUUAAUUUUUGUAAAUGAUUCUCGUAAGAAUACUUUAGUAAGCGGUAUGGUUUCGUGUGAAAAGGAAAUAAUGGAAUUUAAGAGUCAAGUGAUGGUCGAUGGAUCAGUUGAAAUAUGGAUGUUGAGUGUAUUAGUGGAAAUGUGGAGAUCUAAUAAGUAUUUAAUAAAAAAAUCAAUACUUGAAUACGGAAAUACCACAGGGUCUAGAUGUGAUUGGAUGUUGAACUAUCAAGGACAAAUGUGUUUGGCUGCAAAUAGCGUAUGGUGGACAGCCGAAGUUGAAAAUGUUUUUUGGGAAAUAAAAGAAGGAAACAUAAAUGCAAUGAAAAAUUAUUUAGAAAAAUUGAAUCAACAGAUGGACGAGUUGAUAAUACAAGUGAGGGGGGAGUUAUUAUCAAACGACCGAAAAAAAUUUAACACAGUUUUAAUCGUUGACGUUCACGCCAGAGAUGUAAUUGAAAAUUUAGUUCGAGAUGGCAUUAUAAAAAGUCAAGAAUUUGAAUGGGAGAGUCAGUUAAGAUUUUACUGGAAAAAAGAUGUUGAUAAUUUAAUCAUCGAUCAGUGUUCAGGGACAUUUUCGUACGGAUACGACUAUAUGGGAUUAAAUGGACGUUUGGUUAUAACACCGUUAACAGAUAGAAUUUAUUUGACAAUAACUCAAGCACUUUCAAUGCAAUUAGGUUGUGCUCCUGCUGGACCAGCUGGUACUGGAAAAACUGAAACAGUUAAGGACUUAGCGAAGGCAUUAGGAAUAUUGUGCAUGGUUACAAAUUGCGGAGAGGGGAUGGACUUUCAAGCAUUUGGUAUGAUAUUGGAUGGUUUAUGUCAAUGUGGAGCUUGGGGUUGCUUUGAUGAAUUUAAUCGAAUCGAUAUAUCCGUUCUGUCUGUAAUAUCAACGCAAUUAGGCACAAUUAGGAAUGCAUUAGUUGAAAAGAAAAAAAUGUUUUUGUUUAGGGGUAGAGAUACCAUCCUCGAUAAUAAGGUUGGAAUAUUUAUUACGAUGAAUCCUGGUUAUGCUGGUCGUACUGAAUUACCAGAAACCGUGAAAACUUUAUUCAGACCAGUCAUAUGUGUACUUCCCGAUUUAGAACUAAUUUGCUUAAUUAUGCUAUUUUCGGAAGGAUUUUUAAAUGCUAAAGUAUUAGCGAAAAAAAUGGCAGUUUUAUAUAGCUUAGCCCGUGAACAAUUAUCAAAACAAUCACAUUAUGACUUUGGGUUAAGAGCAUUGAAAUCUGUGCUCGUUAUCGCCGGUGAGUUAAAACGAAAUGCGCCAAAUCUCGAUGAAAAUGUAGUACUAAUGAGAGCGUUGAGAGAUAUGAACUUGCCUAAAUUUGUAUAUGAUGAUGUACCACUAUUUUUGGGACUUAUAACUGAUUUAUUUCCUGGACUUAAAUGUCAUCGAGUAACGUAUCCCGAGUUUAAUAAUGCAAUCGAGGAAGAAUUACGAAAAAAAUAUUAUUUACCAUUAGAAAAUCAGAUGGAUAAAGUUACUCAAUUAUAUGAAACCAUGAUGACAAGACAUUCAACUAUGGUUGUAGGUCCUACUGGAGGUGGAAAAACCGUCGUUAUUAAUACACUAGUUAGUGCCCAGACUUCACUUGGGUUACCAACCACACUGUAUACACUGAAUCCUAAAGCUUGUACUGUUGUUGAACUUUAUGGUUUUUUUAAUCUCGUCACUAGAGAUUGGACUGAUGGACUUCUUUCAAAUAUAUUUCGUGAAAUAAACAAACCUAUACCAGAAGAUAAACCAGAAAGAAGAUAUAUACUAUUUGACGGUGAUGUAGAUGCUUUAUGGAUAGAAAAUAUGAACUCAGUUAUGGACGAUAAUAAACUUUUGACAUUAGCAAAUGGCGAACGUAUACGACUGUUACCUCAUUGCGCGUUAUUAUUUGAAGUAGGAGACUUAAGGUAUGCUUCACCUGCUACUGUUUCCAGAGCCGGUAUGGUGUAUGUAGAUCCUAAAAAUCUUGGCUACACUCCGUACUGGAGUAAAUUUAUAUCAAAUAAAAUAUCUGUUGACAGAGAGCCCCUAAAUAUGCUAUUUGAUAAAUAUGUACCCGUUAUUUUGGAUCGUAUAUUUGAUGGUAACUACGGAUUUGAAAUUAUGAGUCCGUUAAAGUUAAUUAUAUCUCAGACAAAAUUAAAUUUGGUUACCCAGAUGUGCUAUAUUUUAGAUGCUGUCUUAAGCCCUGAUAGUGAUCAAAUCACUGAAAUAUCGACGAAUAAUUCACAAAGUUUACAAGAUGAAUCAACCAAAGUUGUUGAAGUGACUGAUGAAAUGGAAGCAAUAUUCAUUUCAGCUAUUUAUUCAUCAUUAGGAGCACCACUGGAAGGCAAUUCUCGAUUAAUAUUUGAUGAGUUCGUAAAAAAAAUUUCUGGAUUGAUUAAAAUGGAUGAUUCUCCAUCAAAACGAGCUUCUUUUAAAUUCAUUCCUUGUCACGAGGAAACGUGGUAUGAAUACUAUUUGGAUAUUGAGCAACAAAUCUGGGUACCAUGGAACACUCUUGUACCUAAUUAUGAACAUAAUCCCAAUAUUAAAUUCAACGAAAUACUAGUACCAACCGUUGAUUCCACUCGAGUCACAUGGUUACUAAAUCUUAUGACUGACGUAAAACGCCCAGUGAUUCUAAUUGGGGAAACAGGAACAUCAAAAACAGCAACAAUGCAAAACUUCUUAAGAACGCUAGACACUAAUCAAUUUAUGCAAGCAAAUUUAAAUUUUUCUUCUAGAACAACUUCUUUAGACGUACAAAUGAUUUUAGAAGCAAAUGUUACAAAGCGAAACAAAAACAUAUAUGGACCCCCAAUUGGUAAAAAACUUGUUUGUUUUGUGGACGAUAUGAAUAUGCCUCAAGUCGACACAUAUGGUACUCAACAACCAAUAGCACUAUUAAAAUUAUUUUUGGAAUCAGGAGGAAUGUAUGAUCGUGGUAAAGAACUAAUAUGGAAGUCACUAAUUGAAAUUUAUUUGUAUGCAGCCAUGGGUAAGCCUGGAAGUGGUAGAAAUGAAGUAGAUCCAAGGUUUAUUUCAAUGUUUUCAGUUUAUUGUAUGGUAUUUCCCUCAGAUGAUACAAUUAAUCAUAUAUUCAAUUCAAUCCUUUCGGGUCAUACGCAAAAUUUUAACGAAGAUGUCAAAAAAAUAGUUCCGGUUAUCUUAGAAAUGACUUUGAGAUUAUACAAGAUUAUUUUAUUAGAACUUCCACCUACUCCUAAUAAGUUUCAUUACAUAUUUAACCUUCGUGAUUUAAGUAGAAUAAUUAACGGAAUGCUUUUCACAAAUCCAAUAAUAUUUGAUAAUGUUUUGAGUUUUGUCAGAGUGUGGAGAAAUGAAUUUACUCGUGUAAUAUGUGACAGAUUUAACAGCGAGCAGGAUGAACAAUUAAUGACAAUGCGAAUUGAAGAAACGUUGGGGAUUUAUUUCCCGAACGAAAAGAAUGAAAUUCUAAUAAAUCCAUUAAUUUUUGGUGAUUUUAAAAAUGCAUUAAAUGAAGAUAUCCCAAUAAAACUAUAUGAAGAUUAUCAAACAUAUGAAGCUGUACUGAAAAUGUUUAAUGAGAUUUUGGCGGAAUAUAAUGAACAAAACCAAAAAAUCGAUAUGGUAUUAUUUAACAUGGCAUUAGAACAUUUAACUAGAAUUCACAGAGUGUUGAAAAUGGAUACAGGGCAUAUAAUGCUCAUAGGUGUUGGUGGAAGUGGUAAAGCACUGAUGACUAAACUAGCAGCGUUUACUGCGGGAUGCGAAAUAUUUUCCAUCAUUAUUAGCAGGGGAUACAAUGAAACAGCAUUCAAAGAAGAUUUAAAAAGACUAUUUUUGUUGUUAGGCGUUGAAAAUAAACGUACAGUGUUUUUCUUAACACAGUCUCAAAUUUCCGAAGAAAGUUUUUUGGAAAUUAUCAACAAUAUAUUAAUGGUUGGAACUGUACAAGCAUUGUAUACAGAAGAUGAAAAAACCGGAAUAGCAAAUGAAGUCAGAAAUAUCGCUAGUAAUGCUGGUUAUGAAAAUACUAAAGAUGGUGGUUGGACAUAUUUCAUAAAAACAUGCGUAAACAAUCUUCAUGUAGUUCUCUCUAUGUCACCUGGAGAUGAACUCAGAGAAAGAUGUCGUAAUUUUCCCGGCUUGGUAAAUAAAACAUACAUAAAUUGGAUUUUCCCUUGGCCAGAACAAGCUCUGCAUGCUGUUUCAGAAUCAUUCAUAAACAAUGCACAAUCAAUACCCCAAGAUUACAAACAAAUUAUCACCAAUCAUAUUGUUUAUACACAUAAAACAAUGAGUGUCUAUACUCAUGAUUUUUUGGUAAAAUUAAAGCGCAGAAAUUAUUUAACUCCCAAACAUUAUCUAGACUAUAUAAAUGUAUAUUUAAAUUUGAUUGAUGAGAAAUCUGCUAUUGUUGCACGUCAAUGUGAAAGAUUAUUGGUUGGUUUACGAAAAAUUGAAGAAGCUACUGAACAAUUAAUAAUACUUAAUGAACAGCUAGAAAUACAAAAAGUUGUUGUAGCCGAGAAAACUUUAGCGUGUGAAAUUAUUUUACAGGAAAUUUCAGAAGCCUCUAAAACAGCAAAUACAAAAAAAGAAAUUGUAGUUGAAAAGACAAUUGAAAGUAAAGAAGCUGGUAAAAUAAUAGUCGUUGAGAAAGAUGAAGCUCAAGAAAUAUUAAGCCAAGCGUUACCAGCAUUAGCCUCUGCAAAGGAUGCGUUAAACAAUUUAAAUAAAAACGAUAUUACAGAAAUAAGAUCAUUCGCUACACCACCAGAACCUGUACAAGUAGUUACUGAAUGCGUAGCCUUAAUUCUUGGUUAUAAAGAAGUUAAUUGGAAGGUGUCCAAACAAAUGAUGUCAGAUCCACGAUUUUUAAAUACAUUGAAAGGAUUAAAUGCGGAUGAUAUUACUUCAAAACAACAAUCUCUAGUCAGGGCAAAACUUAAGACUUCUAAAAAAAUUGCCCUUAUGAAAGAUAUUAGUAAAGCAGGAUAUGGAUUACUGUGUUUUGUUGAUGCUGUUCUGCAAUACUGUGUCGUGUUUAAAGAAGUUAAACCAAAACAAGAUAAACUCAAAGAGCUCGAAAAAGACCAUGAACUAGUAACCAAACAGCUAAUUCAUCUGAAUAAGGAAUUAAAUGACAUAAUGUCUACACUAAAUAAAUUAAAUGAAAAAUAUAAAAAUGCAAUGACUGAGCGAGCAAUUAUUCAAGAAGAGAAAGAUCUCAUGGAACGAAGAUUAAUUGCAGCUGAUAAAUUAAUUAAAGGUUUGAGUUCCGAGAAUACUAGAUGGAAGAACGAUUUAGUCGAUUUAGAAGAGUAUAAGAAAAAAAUAUUUGGGAAUUGUUUGAUGAGUUCGUCAUUCUUAGCUUAUACUGCACCAUUUUCGUAUGAAUUUCGUGUUGAUAUGUUAUUCAAUAAUUGGCUUACGAAUAUAAUACAAUAUAGAAUACCGAUAACCGAACCAUUUAAAAUUGAAAUAGAACUUGCUGAUGAAGUUAUGAUUGCUACAUGGAACUCAGAAGGACUACCAUCUGAUGAUUUAUCAAUUCAAAAUGGCAUUCUUACUACGAGAGCGAGUAGAUUUCCAUUAUGUGUCGAUCCACAGCAACAGGCAUUGAAUUGGAUAAAACAAAAAGAAGAACCAAAUAGUUUAAAAACAUUGUCAUUCAGCGAUUCUGAUUAUUUAAAAUAUGUAGAAAAUGCUAUUAUUUAUGGAACACCUGUACUAUUUCAAGAUGUGGAGUAUAUAGAUUCAAUAAUUGAAAAUGUCUUAGAAAAAAAUAUAAAGACUAUUUCUGGUCGAAAGUUUGUAAUGUUGGGUAACAAAGAAGUAGAUUAUGAUGAAAAAUUUCGUAUGUACCUAACUACAAAAAUAGCAAAUCCAUUUUUUUCUCCAUCCAUUUAUACGAAAGCAACUGUCAUAAAUUGUUUGAUCACACUGAAAGGACUUGAAGAUCAACUAUUAGGUAACGUAGUUAAAAAUGAAAGACCCGAUUUAGAACAACAAAGUGAUGAAUUGGUAAUGGAAAUCAGUUCAAACAAAAGUCUAUUAAAAAAUCUUGAGGACUCGCUGCUUCGUGAAUUGGCCACAUCCACAGGAAAUAUAUUAGACAACAUAGAUCUGAUAGAAACAUUAGAAGAAACUAAAUCAAAAGCAAGCGAAGUUAUUGAAAAAUUAUCGUUAGCGACUACAACUGCAAAAGAAAUUGACGUACUUCGAAACCAAUUUCGUUCAGCUGCCACUAGAGGAGCUUUGUUGUUCUUUGUGCUGUCAGAUAUGAGUACAAUUAAUGCAAUGUACCAGAAUUCGCUUUCUAGUUAUCAAAAUGUGUUCAAAAUAUCUCUUAAAAAAGCAAUGCCUCACAAAAAAUUAAAAAAAAGACUAAUGAACAUUAUUAAUACAUUUACUGAGAACCUGUAUAGAUACGGAUGUACAGGUAUUUUUGAAAGGCAUAAACUUUUAUUUUCAUUUCAAAUCGCAGUGAAACUUCAAAUAAGUACAAAUAAUGUAACAAAAUCUCAACUUGAUUUUUUCAUUAAAGGAAAUAUCACACUAGAAAAAAACUUAGAAUAUAUAAAUCCUAUCAGUUGGCUAUCACCACAAAAUUGGAAAGAUAUUGUGAAAUUAUCCAAAGAUUUUCCAGAAAUAUUCCUUAAUUUGAGUGAGGAUGUAAUAAAAAACAAUACAAACUGGAAAAGCUGGUAUGAUCUAGAUAUGCCAGAAUCAUCGGAACCACCUUAUCCGUUUUCUGAAUUACUCGAACCCUUUUACAUGCUCAUGUUAUUGCGAUGUUUUCGAGUGGAUCGCACCUAUCAAGCUAUUAGCAAUUAUAUAGUUUUAGUAAUGGACGAAAUGUAUAUUACAACACCAACUAUUGAUUAUGAUGCGAUAUACGCACAAACUGAACCUCAAAAUCCUGGAUUGUUUAUUUUGAGUCCUGGAUCUGACCCAACCCCCGACCUGGUGAAACUCGCUGGUCGAUGUGGAAUAUCAUCAAAUGAAUUUGAAUUUCUAUCACUUGGACAAGGACAGGAACAAAUUGCAUUUAAGUUUUUGAGUUUAGCAAUGAAUGAGGGUCACUGGUUAAUGUUCCAAAAUUGCCAUUUAUUGAUAAAUUUUCUAUACGAUCUUGAAAAGAUAUUAGAUAGAACGAGCAAAAUUCAUCCAGAUUUUAGACUAUGGUUAGCUACUGAAGCUACCCCAUUUUUUCCCGUAUCAGUACUACAAAGAUCCUUAAAAGUGGUUACUGAGCCACCCAAUGGACUGAAAUUAAAUAUUAAAAAUACUUAUACUAAAUUGAAACAAGAAACUUUGGACGAGUGUGCUCACCCAGCAUACAAAUCAUUAAUAUACGUUCUUGCAUUUUUCCACGCAGUUGUUCAAGAGAGAAGAAAAUACGACAAAAUUGGUUGGAAUAUUGCUUAUGAUUUUAGCGAAUCAGACUUUUCAGUUUGCGUGCAAAUUCUGAUUAAUUAUUUAAAUAAAACUUUAAAUGAUGGUGUCGAUUCUCCAUUGCCAUGGGAUACAUUGAGGUAUUUAAUUGGAAAUGUAAUGUAUGGUGGACGUGUGAUUGAUAGUUAUGAUCAGAGAACUGUAAAUACAUUUAUGGAAGAAUAUUUCGGCCAAUUUAUACUUGAUGAAUUUCAAAAAUUUUAUUUUCACUAUGAUAAAAAUAUCUACUAUGAUUUACCAAUGUUUGAAAUGAAAGAUGACUAUUUAAACUCAAUAGAUGAACUACCUAUUAUCAGUGGACCGGAGGUACUUGGUCUUCAUUUUAAUGCUGAGAUGGGAUAUUUUACAAAAGCCUCAAAAAAUAUGUGGGAUAAUCUACUCAGAUUACAGCCACAAACUGAAUCAUCCGACUCUGGGGAGAGCCGCGAAGAAUCAAUAGAUGCUGUAGCUGAUGAUAUAUUACAAAAAUUACCUGACCUAUUCGUCAUUAGAAAUGUCAAAAAAAUGUACGAAAAUAAUUUUACACCCAGUACCGUUGUCUUGCUCCAAGAGUUGGAAAGAUUCAAUAUACUGAUAAAAAAAAUUAGGGUCACAUUAACGAUGCUACGAAAAGCUUUAUUGGGUGAAAUUGGAAUGGAUCCUAUAUUAGAAAGCGUAUCUUCGUCACUUUACAACGGUCAAAUACCAAAUGUUUGGAUGAAGUUGGCACCACAAACGUGUAAAAACCUUGGUGGGUGGAUAGAACAUUUUGUUUCAAGAACUGAACAGUAUGCAGAGUGGAGCUCAAUUGGAGAACCUCUGGUUAUGUGGUUAGCUGGCCUUCACGUACCUGAAUCAUAUUUGACAGCUAUCGUACAGAUGGCGUGCAGAACGAAUGGAUGGUCAUUAGAUCAUUCUACUUUAUAUACAACGGUUACUAAAUAUACAGAUAAAGACGAUGUAGAAAAUUCACCAAAUACGGGUUGUUAUAUAAGUGGAAUAUUUAUUGAAGGAGCGCGUUGGGAUAUGGACGCACAGUGUUUAGCCGUCUCCAAAACAAACAUAUUGAUAGAAAAUCUGCCAAUUAUCUUAAUUGUACCCAUCGAAGCUACCAAGCUGAAAUUACUAAACACUAUUCGUACUCCAGUGUACACCACAUCUCUGCGGCGAAAUGCAAUGGGAAUCGGAUUAGUAUUUGAAGCAGACUUAAGAACAUAUAUUCAUAACAGUUUUUGGAUUUUACAAGGCGUUUGUCUAUUAUUGAAUGACGAUUAA
Messenger RNA from Metopolophium dirhodum (rose-grain aphid), 10029 nucleotides. RefSeq names its product dynein axonemal heavy chain 10 (gene Dhc98D). The record is from RefSeq and is a predicted model, not a curated record. The coding region runs from base 1 to 10029 and encodes 3342 amino acids. Gene Ontology annotation, cellular component: dynein complex. The transcript has 42 exons. Lineage: Eukaryota; Metazoa; Arthropoda; Insecta; Hemiptera; Aphididae. Gene Ontology annotation, biological process: microtubule-based movement. Gene Ontology annotation, molecular function: ATP binding; dynein light intermediate chain binding; minus-end-directed microtubule motor activity.